Paramacrobiotus metropolitanus is the source of this 1929-nucleotide messenger RNA. RefSeq lists its product as uncharacterized. Bases 823 to 1929 code for a protein of 368 amino acids. The record is from RefSeq and is a predicted model, not a curated record. NCBI's taxonomy places the organism in Eukaryota, Metazoa, Tardigrada, Eutardigrada, Parachela, Macrobiotidae. The transcript has a single exon.
UCUGCACUACCUCUGUACCCGCACAUAUUAUGGCACCUGACGGGCGACGUGGCAGUUCGAAUCGUGGGCGUGGGCGACCUCGCGGAUCCGGACGUGGUGUCACCAACACAAGACGAAGCACCCGAAGCGCAACUACUAAUCCCGGUAUCACCAAAAAGAAAUCGGCAAUGGAACAACAAUUAGAACUACUGAAGAAACAGAUCGCUGAUCUAUCGGCAUCCGUCGCCACAGUAGUUCCGGCAUCCGACAACAGUGUGCGGUCGUUUUCUCCGUUAUCAAGCCGUGUUCGAAUCGAGAACUCCGGCAAGUCCGGCAAGUCCGCCAGUUUACAGCACCGCCUGCGCGACCUAUCACCUGUGUCUGACCCAGGUAAUGCAGUAACCGUAAGCGAUGAUCCCGGCGUCUCAUUCACCGGUAAUGCUGCUACGACUCUUAGCCGUAAAGCGACUGCAAUUUUCGAUUCUCUACCGGAAAAUGUUAAGAUUUUGCUGACACCCGUUGACAAACCUUUGCUGUACAAAUUGUUCAGUAAGAAAGAGUUCGUAAACCUCAGUGACCUUUUGCCCAACAUCUGCAUGUCACAUGCACCAUCCACGUCGAAGGCAUCCGCGGCAAAGACCGAACCGAUUCGCGAUUUCCACCAGUGGUUCAGAGCAUUUAAUGUUCUUAAAAUGUAUCGGUGUGCAGUGCAUCCGGAACUGAGCUUGCCGAUGUCUAAGUACAUGGAUCACAUUGCUCAGACAGCCGCGCUGAAAGGCAUUGCAACCGAACAAUGGCUUGCUUACGACCGGCAGUUUCGGCUUGCAGUCUGUCGCAACCCUGAUGACGUUUUGCAGUGGUCCCGAAAGAACGAUGAUGCUUAUACAGAAUAUUUAUCUCAACCUGUCGGGCAUGAUACUGAUCAUCCCGUUAUUGGUGCGAGUCGAACCAACGUCAUCCAGUGCUACCACUGUAGUGAAUUCGGCCAUAUUCGACCGGAAUGUCCGUUGCUGCUGCGCAGUAAUGCCGGCAGCCGCCGUACCUCCUGGGUUGGGCAGUCUUUUCUCAACCUCCCCGCCGGCAACGGGGGAUCUAAAAUCGACGAAGUCUGCCACCUUUGGAACAAAGGACACUGCACAACUGGUAUAUUUUGCCGUUACGGCCGCCAGCAUCGAUGUGCCAACUGCGGUCAGCGGGAGCAUCGCGAACCACAGUGCAAAGCAAAAGCAGGCAACGGUGCCCAAUAGCAUCAUUACGCCACUGAAAGCGGAUGCAUUUGCGCAUUUUCUAAAAAUGCACCCGGAUCGACCGUACGUUUCAUUAGUACUGCAGGUACUGCGUUCUGGAGCGGAUAUCGGUUAUCGCGGUCCCGUUCGUACUCUAUCUACUCCUAAUGCAGCGUCCGCUCGUAUGUAUUCACAGCACCUCCAAAAUCAAAUUGAUACGGAAGUUUCACUACUGCAUUCAGUCGGACCAUUUAUUACUCCGCCAUUUAGUACAUUCGUUAUAAAUUCACUCGGCGUCAGGCCUAAACCGGAUGGAAAAUACCGCAUAUUGAUGGAUAUGUCUCGCCCAACUGGAGAAAGCGUUAAUGAUUACAUCAACAAAGAUGAUUACUCGCUAACAUUCUGUAGCGUCGACGAUGCAGUACGUCUCCUUCUCCAGCUGGGUAAAGGUGCGUUGAUGGCUAAAUUCGACAUUCAGCAUGCGUUCCGUUUGGUGCCUGUUAGACCGGCUGACUGGCAUUUGCUUGGCUAUCAGUGUAACGGUCUUUUCUACUUUGAUAUUGUUCUUCCUUUUGGUUCGCGUUCCUCUCCGUAUUUGUUCUGUCUGAUUUCUGAUGCUGUACACUGGAUCUUUGUGCAUGAAACUGGUCAUAUUUACAUGUUACACUAUGUUGACGAUUUCUUUCUAGCCACUACUUCUGACUCACAUUUUGUUCUCAGCUGA